This is a messenger RNA of Acanthosepion pharaonis, 2853 nucleotides long. The record is from the annotation of a GenBank genome assembly. Lineage: Eukaryota; Metazoa; Mollusca; Cephalopoda; Sepiida; Sepiidae.
AUGCCUGAACUCUCUCUCUCUCUCUCUCUCUCUCUCUCUCUCUCUCUCUCUCUCUCGUCCACGUACGAUAAAACAAGACAUAAAAAAAGCCAGAUAAAAUUAAGGAUAAUGUCUUCCGAGGAAACACAAGAAUUGAAUCAAUUAUCUGAUGAAAUUUCAGAGAUGGAAAUUCAAAAUGGACUUAGUGCUGAUGAAAAGUACCAUCUCAUCACAAGAAAUCUCCAGGAAGUUCUUGGAGAACAAAAACUGAAGACAAUUUUGAAAGAACGUGAUGUGAAAAUCUACUGGGGAACAGCCACAACAGGCAAGCCACAUGUGGCUUACUUUGUACCCAUGACAAAAAUAGCAGACUUCCUCAGAGCUGGUUGUGAAGUGACCAUUCUCUUUGCCGACCUUCAUGCCUAUCUGGACAACAUGAAGGCGCCUUGGGACCUCUUGAAGCAACGUGUAAAAUAUUAUGAACAUGUAAUAAAGGCAAUGCUUAAAUCCUUAAGUGUUCCUCUGGAGAAGCUCAAAUUUGUAAAAGGAACAGAUUACCAACUUAGCAGGGAAUAUACAUUAGAUGUUUAUAAAAUGUCAUCCAUGGUCACUGACCAUGAUGCUCGCAAGGCUGGUGCUGAAGUGGUCAAACAGGUGGAACAUCCAUUAUUAAGUGGUUUGCUCUACCCUGGGCUUCAGGCUUUGGAUGAAGAAUACUUGAAGGUAGAUGCACAAUUUGGUGGUGUUGAUCAAAGAAAAAUUUUCACCUUUGCAGAAAAGUACCUGCCACACUUAGGAUAUACCAAGAGAAUUCAUUUAAUGAAUCCAAUGGUGCCUGGUUUGACUGGAACAAAAAUGAGUUCUUCAGAAGAUGAUUCCAAAAUUGAUCUUCUUGAUUCAGCAGCACAGUUGAAAAAGAAAAUGAAACAAGCUUUCUGUGAACCUGGCAACAUCAAAGAGAAUGGAAUUUUGUCAUUUUGUCAACAUGUUCUCUUCCAGUUACCAGUAAUGGAAAACGGUUUUCAUGUAAAAAGGAGUGAAGAAAAUGGUGGUGAUGUGAUCUACCAAACUUAUACAGAAAUGGAAGAAGCUUUUCUUAAAGAAGAACUACAUCCUGGAGAUUUAAAAGCUGCUAUGGAAAUUUACCUCAAUCAAUUGUUAAGUCCGAUUCGGCAAGAAUUUGAAACAGCUGAGAAUAAAAAGCUUACUGCAGCUGCCUAUCCUCCAAUUAAGAAGGCAGCUCCUGGAGAAGAAAUUACGCCAGCUCGUCUCGAUUUACGUGUGGGCAAAAUUUUAUCUGUUGAAAAGCACCCUGAUGCUGAUAGCCUGUAUAUUGAAAAAGUUGACCUCGGAGAAGCUUCACCUCGCACAGUGGUUAGUGGUUUGGCUGGCCUUGUUCCAAUAGAAAAUCUUGAUGGUCAGAUGUGUGUUUUUCUUUGUAACCUGAAAGCCCAGAAAAUGCGAGGUGUCAAAUCUGAAGCUAUGAUUAUGUGUGCUUCUGUAGAAGAGCCCCGCAUGGUGGAACCUUUAUUUCCACCAGAAGGUUCCUCUAUCGGGCAGUCGGUGUUUAUUGAUGGUUACCAAGGUAAACCUGAUGAGGAACUUAAACCUAAGAAAAAAAUAUGGGAAAAAUUACAGCCUGACUUGAAGGUCAAUUCAAAUGGUGUUGCAGAAUGGAGUGGUUGUUCAAUGAUGACCGAAUUAGGUGAGCUUCUUGAACAAGGAAUCAUGAAGCUCACACACCGAAAUAUUGAUAAAAAUAAUGAUGGAUCUGUUACACUUAUUCCUGAUGAAGCAGAGGACAUGUGGCAUGCCUAUAAUCUUGUGGCUGUAGGUGACACACUCAAGUCCACGACAAUCAGGAAAGUUCAGAAUGAAUCCUCUACAGGUAGUGUGAGUGCCAGCAAAGUGCGGACAGUACUUACCAUUGCUGUUGAGACUAUAGAUUUUGACACACAAGCCUGUGUUCUCCGAGUUAAGGGUAGAAAUAUCCAGGAGAACCAGUAUGUCAAGAUGGGUGCCUAUCACACACUUGACUUAGAACUUAAUCGAAAAUUUACACUUGUUAAACAUUGGGACUCGGUGACAUUGCAACGAAUUGAUUCUGCCUGUGAUCCAACCCAGAAUGCAGACCUUGCUGCUGUGGUGAUGCAAGAAGGUCUUGGCCAUGUCUGUUUAGUUACUUCAAAUAUGACUUUGGUGCGGGCUAAAAUAGAGACAAACAUCCCUCGAAAGAGAAAAGGCAUGUGUGCUCAACAUGAUAAGGGCUUGACCAAAUUUUAUGACCAAAUUAUUCAGGCAAUUAUGAGACAUGUAAAUUUUGAAAUUGUAAAGUGUGUACUUAUUGCAAGUCCUGGUUUUGUGAAGGACCAGUUUUACUCUUACAUGUUUGAUCAAGCAGUCAAAAAUGACUGGAAAACACUUCUAGAAAACAAAGCUAGAUUUGUACUCAUCCAUUCCUCAUCAGGUUUUAAACAUUCACUUAAGGAAGUGUUGCAGGACCCAACUGUUGCUGCUCGAUUGGCAGACACAAAAGCCUUGGGAGAAGUUAAAGCUCUCGAUGAUUUUUACAAUCUCUUGUUGAAUGAUCAAGAUCGUGCAGUUUAUGGAAUAAAAGCUGUUGAAAAAGCUGCAGACCUACAGGCCAUUGAGGUUCUAAUGGUAUCUGAUGAAUUAUUUAGGUCAAGUGAUAUAAAGAAACGGGAACGCUAUGUAGCUCUUGUGGACAAAGUAAAAGACAACGGAAGUGAUGUAAAAAUAUUUUCCAGUCUCCAUGUGUCUGGUGAACAACUUGGGCAGUUGACCGGUGUAGCAGCAAUGCUAAGAUAUCCUAUUCCUGAGGAAGAUGAUCAAGAGGAGGAGGAAGAGACAUGA